Molecule: messenger RNA, 3156 nt
Organism: Clupea harengus (Atlantic herring)
Lineage: Eukaryota; Metazoa; Chordata; Actinopteri; Clupeiformes; Clupeidae
Gene: anks3
Product: ankyrin repeat and sterile alpha motif domain containing 3
Cellular component (GO): cilium
Molecular function (GO): protein binding
Source: RefSeq, a predicted model, not a curated record
UGAUGACGACAAUUUACGCAAUGAGUUGCAAUCGCAUCCUUAGACAGUUAGUAAUGUUGUCUAUUCUUAGUGCAUCAGUGUCAAUGGUAUAUGGUUAUAGUUAUGGCUAUAUACUAAGCAGAGGCUUUAUCCAACCUGACAAAAGCAAUUCAAUUUUAAUUUGUAAUCUAUAGCAGGAGCCAUACAGAGCACUACUCUUACCGUCAGUGGCACAGCUUACUAGCAGCAAUUGCACAUUUUCAGAAGUGCAGCCUGACCUACAACGACAUGACAGACUUUCGUUUGGAUUACUACUAAGAGCCGCAGUCCAAGUGUCCUAUGCCUUGGUGUCAUCACUUCACAAAGUUUGGAGGGGAUCAUUUGGUGGUCGCUGGCGGAAUAGAGAUUCAUGGGAACUGUAGUAAGUCUUCAUAAGUAAUGUCCGAGAGAAUUCCGACCACAUAGAAACGAGGACUACAACUACCAGAUGUUUGGUCCGGAGUUUCUGUAACAGAGGUGCAACAACUCCGAGAUCAACCCCGAUAUUCUUUGGAUAGCCGACUUGUAAUCACACUUGAGGAGUACGAAGGUCUCAUAAACAAACACCACAUUUCUCUUGUUUGUAGGCUAUAUCUCGGCAUGUCAGGGAGUGAUGAGGCGAGCGAGUCGGAGCAGCUCGGAUCGAGUCUGUCGAUGUGGCUCGGGGAGAGCGGUGGUGCACUCAUCCGGCCCGAGGAGUUGAACGUGCCCGUGGACCUACACACUGCGUGCUCCAUCGGCCAGUACGACGUCGUGGCAGAAUGUAUUCGCAGUGGGGAAGUGGAUCUGGACCACAAGAACUUGGGCGGCUGGGCGCCUCUGAUGUACGCCGCUUACAUCGGCCAUGACAACAUCGCAAGGCUGCUGCUGGAGAAUGGCGUGAGCGUCAACGCCAGCACCUCCAAGGGCCUGACCUCACUCAUGCUAGCUGCCAGCUGCGGGAAUGAGAGCAUUGCUAAAUAUUUACUGCAGCGAGGGGCGGAGCUCGAGCGAAAGGAUGCACGUGGUUGGACGGCCCUGCUGCACAGCACCAGCACCGGACACCAGCAGAUGGUGAAGCUGCUGCUGAACAACAAAGCUAACGCUAACACUAAGGAGCCAGGUUCAGGGUUCACCCCUCUGAUGGAGGCGGCCGCUGCGGGCCAUGAGAUCAUCGUUCAGUACCUGCUAGAUCAGGGUGUAAGAGCAGACGAGAGGAAUUCAAAGGGAGAGACAGCCAGAGUUCUGGCUAUGCUGUACGGACAUACCAAGAUUGCAAGCCUCAUAGACAAGCAUUCACUCAGAGUUAAAGGAGGUGCUCAUGAGGAGUUCAGCUCAUCAGAAGAGGACAGUAGCGCUUCUCCUCGGGCACGCUCCGGACGCCCAAGACCCCGGGGAGGACCCAGCAUCCACGACGGCCCUCAGCACAUAGCCCUGUUCAGGGUCGGGGGUGUGGAGACCAGCCGACACAGCGAGCCUGCGGCAGCACCACCUGACUACAUUGCAUGCCAAGAGGUGAGCGAGACAGGUGAUGAUGACCUCUGUAACCGUGAUGUCACUUCCCCUAUUAAUGAGCUGGACGGUCAGAGCAACAGCAGCAGAGAUGAGUUCUUUGAUAACGACAUGCCCACCCUGCGCAGCAGCAGCAGCAGCAGUGAGUGUUUGCCCCGCCUCCUGGGGCUCAGCCGAGAGGCCUCCCUCGAGAGCAACGAGGACUCGGACCAGGCCAAGAGGAGUUGUCCCCGGCGCUCAAAUAAGCUCCAUCACUCCAAGGGCAAGAUUCGCCAUGGUAACAGUGAAGCAGCAAACCCAAGUGAUUCAGGAAGUCAACCGCCAGCUUACCCGCCCUCCUACACGGGCCCUAAGGACCUGGCAGGGUUCUUGGAGCAGAUUGGCUUCAGUAAGUAUCUUUCCCUGUUGGAGGAGCAGGACAUUGACCUGCGGAUUUUCCUCACACUCACCGAGAAUGACCUAAAGGAAGUGGGCAUUACUCUGUUCGGCCCAAAGCGUAAGAUGACGUCGGCGAUUGCUCGUUGGCAUAGUAACGCACGGCCGCCCAGUGACGCCCUAGAGCAGUCCUACGCUGACCAACUGGAGGCCGAAAUGCAGGAGAUGGCCAUCCAGCUGCACAAGCGCUGCAUGGCGGUGGAGGCGCUGCAGGGCCAGGUGGCCCAGGAGAAGGAGCUGCGCGCCGUGAUGGAGGGAUGUCUGAUGGAGGAGAGGAUGGGCUGGAGGAACGUCAGGGCCGAGCUGCAGGAGAACCUGCGGAACGCUGCAGAACUUGCCGGAACGCUGCACACGCUCCGUGCCUGCCAGGGCCAGCUGCAUGCACAGCUGAGUGACGACAGGACAGAUAGUUCCAGUGAGGUGUUAGCAAAGAUGGAGACUUGUGAGGAUGACUUGGCCCACAAGCUUCAGGCAUUGUCGCUAAGUCUCGGGCGUCUCAGUACGGAAAGACCAGGGAGUUUGGAGGAGUCUUAGCAGCACAAGGACAAGAUACACUGGCUGAGGAUGAGCCUCAACCCCCUCCCACCCUAAACACAAGAAGAAGAACGAGUGACAGAGAGCAUCCUAGAAGAGGGGAAAAGGAAGUAAUGAGAGGACCAUCAGAAAAGAUGGACAAAGAGAGUGAGAUUGAAGGCAGCCAAUGACAAACCGGCAGAUGGCUUUUCUGCUCUCUUUUACACCUGUGCACUUGUUACACGGGACCAAUCACAGUGAGGACAGCAUCCUGGGUGUGCCAAAAGGACCAAUCACAGUGAGACCUCGCAUAGAGGGGCGGGUCCAAAUAGACUUUCCCCAGUUGGAAAUUUGGGUCUGCAUGGACAGACGUGAACACUAACAGUUACUGACUUGUACACACACACACACACACACACACACACACACACAGAUACACACACACACACACACCACAGGAGUUGGACAUCAGUUCUGGGAAAUCAAACCUCUGACAAUCAGCAAACGCAUGAAUUGUUUAUUGUUUUUUUAAAUGACUCAUAUAAAAUAAGAUUAUUAUUAAUAAUAAUAAUAAUAAUAAUUGGUUUGGGACAUAAGUGUUUUUAAAUGUGCUAUAUUAAUGUACAACAGUGAAUCAAUUUCCAACACGUGGAACAUGAAAUCCUUGAAUAGUAGAAAAAUAAAUUAAUAUAAUAAUAA